Messenger RNA from Panicum virgatum (switchgrass), 3983 nucleotides. RefSeq names its product UDP-glucose 6-dehydrogenase 2. The transcript is spliced from 3 exons. Gene Ontology annotation, biological process: glycosaminoglycan biosynthetic process. The record is from RefSeq and is a predicted model, not a curated record. Gene Ontology annotation, molecular function: NAD binding; UDP-glucose 6-dehydrogenase activity. Gene Ontology annotation, cellular component: cytosol; nucleus. Lineage: Eukaryota; Viridiplantae; Streptophyta; Magnoliopsida; Poales; Poaceae. Bases 337 to 1782 code for a protein of 481 amino acids.
CUCAUCACUAGAAUCGCUCUUAGCCGUUCACCUGUCACCACACCAACAGCAAACCCCGUCUCCUUUCUCCUCUUCUAUCUUCGCAUCAUUUCACAUGCUCCAUUCCCUUUCCUGUUCCUCCUAGCACCAGGGUGUCAAAGGUUUGGCCCUCGGUCGAUCUUUUGGUCUCUUUCUUUUUUUCUCUCUUUCAUUUACGCGUGGUUGGCUGCUUGUUGCUAUACCCUACAGCUUUCUCUUCCGUUCUCCAUUUAUUUUUCUUUAUGAUCUGAUCAACACUCAUCACCUCACAGAAAAAGGACGCCUCCAUCAAGUAGGAGCAGGGCCAGGGAGCUCAGCAUGGUGAAGAUCUGCUGCAUCGGCGCGGGGUAUGUGGGCGGGCCGACGAUGGCGGUGAUCGCGCUCAAGUGCCCGUCCAUCGAGGUGGUGGUGGUGGACAUCUCGGAGCAGCGCAUCGCCGGGUGGAACAGCGAGCGGCUCCCCAUCUACGAGCCCGGCCUGGACGACGUCGUGAGGCAGUGCCGCGGCCGCAACCUCUCCUUCAGCACGGAGGUGCACCGCCACGUGGGCGACGCGGACAUCGUCUUCGUCUCCGUCAACACCCCCACCAAGACGUGCGGGCUCGGCGCCGGCAAGGCCGCCGACCUCACCUACUGGGAGAGCGCGGCGCGCAUGAUCGCCGACGUGUCCCGCUCCGACAAGAUCGUGGUGGAGAAGUCGACGGUGCCGGUGAAGACGGCGGAGGCGAUCGAGAAGAUCCUGGCGCACAACGGCCGCGGCGUGCGGUACCAGAUCCUGUCCAACCCGGAGUUCCUGGCGGAGGGCACGGCGGUCCAGGACCUGUUCGCGCCCGACCGCGUGCUCAUCGGCGGCCGCGAGACCCCCGAGGGCCGCGCCGCCGUGAGGGCGCUCAAGGACGUGUACGCGCAGUGGGUGCCCGAGGAGCGCAUCAUCACCACCAACCUGUGGUCGGCGGAGCUGUCCAAGCUCGCCGCCAACGCCUUCCUGGCGCAGCGCAUCUCGUCGGUGAACGCCAUCUCGGCGCUCUGCGAGGCCACCGGCGCCGACGUGGCGCAGGUGGCGCACUCGGUGGGCCGGGACGCGCGCAUCGGCCCGCGCUUCCUGUCGGCCAGCGUCGGCUUCGGCGGGUCGUGCUUCCAGAAGGACAUCCUGAACCUGGUGUACAUCUGCGAGUGCUACGGGCUGCCCGAGGUGGCCGGCUACUGGCGGGAGGUGAUCCGGAUCAACGACUACCAGAAGAGCCGGUUCGUGAACCGCGUGGUGUCCUCCAUGUUCAACACCGUGGCCGGCAAGAAGGUGGCCGUGCUGGGGUUCGCCUUCAAGAAGGACACGGGGGACACCCGCGAGACGCCGGCGAUCGACGUGUGCAAGGGCCUGCUCGGGGACAAGGCGGUGGUCAGCAUCUACGACCCGCAGGUGACCGGGGAGCAGGUGUCGCGGGACCUCGCCAUGAACAAGUUCGACUGGGACCACCCGCGGCACCUGCAGCCGCUGAGCGACACGGACCUCGCCAAGCAGGUGGGCAUGGCGGCGGACGCGUACGAGGCCGCGCGCGACGCGCACGCCGUCUGCAUCCUCACCGAGUGGGACGAGUUCCGGGGCCUCGACUACCGGCGCAUGUUCGACGCCAUGCACAAGCCGGCCUUCAUCUUCGACGGCCGCAACGUCGUCGACGUCGCCAAGCUCCGGGAGAUCGGCUUCGUCGUCUACUCCAUCGGGAAGCCGCUCGACGAUUGGCUCAAGGACAUGCCCGCCGUCGCCUGAUUGACCUUCCUCGUUUUCUAUGCUACUAAGUUAUAGCUCGUUUAAUAUUCCCGGUUCCAUUUUGUUCUUCAGAAAUCAGAACUUAAGUUGGCUCGGUAUGCAUUUCUUUCCUUGCCUUAUGUUACCUACGAUUAAUUAAUUAGCCACAUUCUUUAUUUGCAUCUUUAGUUUUGGGGUACUUAGAUAUGGAGAUUGUUUUUCAUUAUAUUGCGUAGUACUAAUAAGUUUAUCUUCAUUUUUUUGUGCGUGCUCGCGCUUUCGAAAUGUCUCAAGCCAAGAAUUAAGUUAAUAUUUGGACAUGGAAAAUUGGGCCACAAAUGUAAUGGUCCUAUUUAUGAAAGCCUUUGCUAGGCUCUUAUUCAGACAUCCACCAUGAUUCCAAGUUACCAAAGAUGUCCUAAUUUCACUAUUGCUGAUUCUCUCAUGCAUCCAUACCUCUCAUAAUCAACUGACCAUCAUUAGAAAAUUCAACCAACGAAGUUGAGCGAGUUUUAUAUAAUAGAAUAACUUUCAACUUGGGUGGGGGGGGUUCAAAAAAGUUCAACUCAAAAAGUAGAUUAACUUGACGUUUUUUGAAAGUUGAAACUCUUAUUUGAUCCCAUUUCCUUUCAUAAAAAUAGUAUUUAGAUCCCAAAUCGUAAAGCCCAACCCAAAUCCCCCGCGCCCACGUCUUGUCAGAAAUUUUUUGGCCGUAUCUGCCCACCGCCCACGUUCUCUCUGGCGCCUCCACAGCCGUCCGAUCGAACGCCAACGGCUUCCCCCAAUCCCACGGCGCGCGAGAAAACCCCAGCUCCUCGCCUCCCCCCCUCCUUGUUGCGAAAGCCUGGCUCUUCCCUUCCGAAAGCAGCGACACGCCAAGAACAAGAACCACCACCACCGCCGGGCGCUGCAAGGGAGAGGGGGAGGAGGCCGCCGGCGCGCUGCGGGAAUCGGCGGAAGGUUACUCGCCGUCGAUUGAAGGAAUCCUCCAGGUUUCCGUCAGCUCCGAAGGGAGACGAUUGGAGGCAUGCCACCGAGAGGAAGGAAGCACUGGUGCAAGGUAUGCAAGAAAAGCUUCCCAUCUUACAAUUCGCUCGGAGGCCACAUGAAUCUUCACCGCGUCAAACGCAAGCAAAAGAAUCAAGCAAGGAGCACCCUUAGCCUUCCGAACAUUGGUGAUGGCCCCGGCGGGUAUGGACUCCGGGAGAGGCGACAUAGUACCUGGUUAUUGUGUGAUUCUAGUGAUGAUGAGUACCUGACAAUGGUUCCCAAGAACGAAUGCCAGUUGUGCUUCAGGGUCUUUGCCUCCUGCCAUGCACUGUCUGUGCACAUGAGGGCGCAUGCUCGCCAUGAGAGGAAGAUGGUGGCAAAGGACGUAUCAAGAGAGAGCAAUGGAUACUCUGAUCCUAAGGUCGUUGUGUCUACUCCGGUGAUGUUGACAUAUGGGAUAGAAGAAGUGAAUGCUGCGCGUGUUCUUUUGAUGAUCUCCGGAUAUUCUGGCAUGGAUUCAGCUUCCGAGCAUUGCGAUGAGGAUUAUGAGAUGGGUGGCAACUCGGCCUACUGUGUGCAGAAGAGCGAGAUGGAGCUGGACUAUUCUUGUCACGGCAAAACUGGGGAUGCUGAGUUAAUGAUGCCAGAAAGCCCCAGUUCUGAUGUCAAGCCGAAGUUCAUCAGUCUUUCGCAAGUGUUGAAGGUGACAGAAAGCCAUGAUUGCAAGCUCUGCGGCAAGGUGUUCACAUCCAGCAAAGGAUUGGCGAGCCAUAAGACAACUCUGAAAUAUCUCAAACAGGACAGCAGCUGCUUGAAGUGGAUAGCCGAUUGCUACGUCUCAAUCUCAACCUUCCAGGUUUCAGUGACAGAAACUACAGAAGCAGGAGUGCAAAGUCUGCACAAACUCCAUGGUGGACCACAAGAGCUUUUCGGAGUGAACGAAUGCUGGGCGUUGUCUGAAUAGUGUCUAAAUCCUCUGGUGACAAAAGCUACUAAAGUACUAAUAGAUUGGUGAAGGAUAUUGAUGCCAUGAAUGCCCUUGAUAGAUUUACUUGGUAGUUAAUAGUAUUCUGCUAUUAGAAAUGCCAGCGUUCUUACAUGUAGCACUGCAGUUUUUGUUCCUCAAAUAUGAAAUACUGAUUCUGUAUCCAGUGACAGUGAAGUGAGGGCUACAAUCUCAUUUUCAGUUGCCUGUGGGGCAUAACAAGCUUGUUCAGGUUGUUACAAACUCG